AUGUUUGAAUCUACAAGAAGUAUUAUUAUUUGGCUUGGUGAUUGUGCAAAGACAACUCCUCUUGGACUUGCUGGUGUUCAACCUUACUGCAAAUUAGGAAGACAUCUUAUUAAGACAUCUCUUCAAGUUUUGAGACUACAACGAGAAACGGAUAAGGUGAUGGUGAAAAGACAAAGAACAGCCUUUCCUCCUAACUUUGUCCACUCUCUUGAUGGGUCCCACAUGAUGAUGAUAGCCAAUGCUUGUAAAGAGGCUGGCUUAAGUUUUGCAGCCAUGAAAAACCCUAAUUCUACUCUCCUUAGAAGUAAAUGGAGUCCUAUUGCAAUACCCCAUAGAACUAUCCUUGAACCCCAAGGUCAAGAUCUUGAUUACAUCAACAUAGCUCACAAUCAUCUUCUUCACUCUGAUUGGGCUAAGCUAGAUAAAUUAUUAACCAAAUCUAAUUCAUUACGAGUGAAGCACAUUCUGUUAAAGCUUCAAAACGACUACGUCAUUUCCCUAAAAUUCUUCAAAUGGAUUGAGCUUCACAACCCUAGUUUACUCACCCUCGAAACAAAUUCCAUCAUCCUUGACAUCCUCACCAAGAAUCGUAAAUUUGUGUCAGCUGAAUCCUUUUUAAAAAAGAUCAUCGGUUCUUGUUCUUGUGAUGUAAACCACCAUUCUAAGCUCUUCGAUGUUGUUAUUCACUCUUAUCAAAUGUGCGAUUCCACACCUCGUGUGUUCGAUGCCCUUUUCAAAAUGUAUGCACAGAUGAAGUAG
This is a messenger RNA of Lactuca virosa, 759 nucleotides long. NCBI's taxonomy places the organism in Eukaryota, Viridiplantae, Streptophyta, Magnoliopsida, Asterales, Asteraceae. The record is from the annotation of a GenBank genome assembly.